This is a messenger RNA of Aspergillus luchuensis, 498 nucleotides long. RefSeq names its product huntingtin-interacting protein K. Bases 1 to 498 code for a protein of 165 amino acids. Lineage: Eukaryota; Fungi; Ascomycota; Eurotiomycetes; Eurotiales; Aspergillaceae. The transcript has a single exon. The record is from RefSeq and is a predicted model, not a curated record. Gene Ontology annotation, biological process: protein stabilization; negative regulation of apoptotic process.
AUGUCCGACUCCAUCCCCUCCGCCCACCCCGAUGAACAUCAUCAACACCAACACCCCACCAACGCCGAAGACCGCAAAGCCGCCGCUGCCCUCUCCGCCCUCAACCCAAGCCACAUCGCCCCCGACACCCCCAAGUCCUCCUCCACUCCCUCCGCUGCAGACCAGGAAGCUCUGGGUCAGGCAAUGAGUCGCUUGGAGAUCGCCUCGGGACAAGCUGGUGGUGCUGGUCGUGGUGGCGUGCAGAAGCCGGUCGAGGCCCAGAAGAGGGUUCCGGUGGAAGGGGCUAAGAAGAAGGCGGUUAAGGUGGCGGUGGAGGAUGUGAAUCUUCUGGUAUGUCAAUACCUCGGAGAAGUGUUCGGGCGGAGGCUAAUGGCGAUGGUGGACAAGGUCGAGGAGUUGGAAUUGAAUAAGAGCACUGCGACCGAGUUGUUAAGAUUGCAUGAUGGGAAUGUGGUGGACGCCAUGAGAGCCUUUGUCUCUGUUGGUCCGGGUCUGUGA